GUGAAGGAAAGCAUUUCUUUUUCCUCUUGUCCGUGUCUCGGUGUAUGCAGGGCAUUCACGGUAGGAGUUUCACACACCGCGCCAUCCUUUCUGUGCCGCCAUGUCCGCACAACCGAAGCCGACCGCGGCGACACCGCCAGUUGUCGCCAGGCGGCGCCCCAAGCCGCAGUACCUAGCCCCAGGGCAGCACCUGAAGGUGGCAUCGCGAAAGCCGCCGACGCAGGAAGUCCCGCCGGAGCAGGGCAUCCCGCGCGACCCGUGGGAGUCGCAGGACGCCGCAGCGCAUCCUCUUCACACACACGACGACGACGACGACGUUUGUGGUACGCCGCGGCCGCCGUCUGCCCCGCUGUCCGGCUCCAUGACAGGCGGCGGCAGCCGGUCCCCUCUCGGCCGGCGCAGCAGCGCUGGGGGCCAUCCCUUCUCCUCGCACCUGCGACGGUCACGCAGCAACGCGAACAGCGAGUCGACGCCGUCGAAGGAGGUGAGCAGCAACAGCGUCAUGUCAGAGAAUGCGCCGGGGCUUCCUGCGAAGACGGCCUCUGUUACACCACCGGCGGCACCAGAGGCGGAGGAGCCAGUAGAAGAAAAGGAGAAGGGCAAUGGCGUUGAUGCUGCUGACAAGGCAGCGAAAACAGAGGAGGACCAGGAGGAGGAGGAGUACUACCACACCGCACCAAAGGGGCCGGAAUUGACGGCGGCGGAGCGAGCACAGCGGGUGCUGGAGAUGCAGCAGCAAGCGCUGGAGGCGAAGCAGCUGCAGAAGCUCACCGAGCAAGGCAUCGCCCGUCGGCCAAAGACACUCGUGCGCAACCGACACGGACGGCUGCAGGCCAUCGCCGCCCCGUCGUCCGCCACGACGACGGAGGAGACGCUGUGCAUCGAUGACGCACCGGUGGUGAUGGAAGCGAAGGCGAAGGCGCGGCGCGGUGUGCGUGACACAACGCAGUCGAAAGCGACGAUGCCCGCGCCGACGCCUACGGUGACCACUACAGCGUCUGGCGGAGAUGAUUUGGUGAACUCGCGGUCGUCGACGCCCAUCACACGGGACGAGCCGGCGAAGUUGGAAAUCGACCUGGAUUGA
Molecule: messenger RNA, 1084 nt
Organism: Leptomonas pyrrhocoris
Lineage: Eukaryota; Euglenozoa; Kinetoplastea; Trypanosomatida; Trypanosomatidae
Exons: 1
Coding region: 101-1084 (327 amino acids)
Source: RefSeq, a predicted model, not a curated record